UGGUCACACGAGGGCUUGCGUUAUUUAUUUUCUUGGCUUAAUCCCAUUUUAUUUAAGUUAAUCGAAGCGCACAAUACAGUUUUAAGUAUAAAAUGAAUGUCAUGCUCCGUUGCACGUUCCUGCUGCUCACCCUGGCCAUUUGCGGCAGCUGGGCCAUCCGGUGCUUCCAGUGCUCCUCCGACCAGGAUCGCAAGGGGCACGACAGCUGUGGCGCCUACAAGAGAUUCAACCGCACCGAGCACAUUUCCAUUGAGUGCAACAGCGACGAGAGCCACAUGCCAGGAUCCUUCUGCAUGAAGGUGGUGCAGCAGGGACCUCGAGGAUUUAUCUGGGACGGUCGUUGGCGUCAGGUGAUUCGGCGAUGUGCAUCCGUUUCCGAUACCGGAGUGGUUGGCGUCUGUAACUGGGGAGUCUACGAGAACGGAGUGUACUGGGAGGAGUGCUAUUGCUCCAGCGACAGCUGCAAUGGCUCCAGCUUAGCUCAAAUGCAUGGAUCCCUGCAGCUUCUUUUGGGUCUUCUGCUAAUUGGCGCUGCCUCCAGAAUCUUUAGAAGUUAAUAGGAAAACCAGGCUUACCCUCACCACAAACAAAACACAAAAAGUGCCUUUUCGCCACGCUACAUGUAUUUAAGCUAGAAUUGACUUUUGAUAGCAGAAACACAUUCCGUCCACUCUUCCUGUCUAUAAUUAAGUCGAAAAGUUUAAAACAAUUAAUCGUAUUGGUAUACUAGUUGUCUAGUUACCCACACAGUGGCAGGUAAAUUUAAAAAUACCUUUACUAGACAACAUAUUUCAAUCAGAAGUAAACAUAAACACUUGCAAAUUUCGUAUGUCCCUUUUCCUUUUUGUUAAGUUAACGUACAUGCGUUUUUAAAAAGGAUUUUACUUCAUGCUUAUCUUACAUAAAUUUAUAAG
Molecule: messenger RNA, 914 nt
Organism: Drosophila teissieri
Lineage: Eukaryota; Metazoa; Arthropoda; Insecta; Diptera; Drosophilidae
Exons: 3
Coding region: 93-557 (154 amino acids)
Biological process (GO): positive regulation of voltage-gated potassium channel activity; regulation of synaptic transmission, cholinergic; sleep
Source: RefSeq, a predicted model, not a curated record